Messenger RNA from Plasmodium gonderi, 15072 nucleotides. RefSeq lists its product as hypothetical. The coding region runs from base 1 to 15072 and encodes 5023 amino acids. The record is from RefSeq and is a predicted model, not a curated record. Lineage: Eukaryota; Apicomplexa; Aconoidasida; Haemosporida; Plasmodiidae. Gene Ontology annotation, molecular function: zinc ion binding. The transcript is spliced from 3 exons.
AUGCCAAACAUGGACGAUAAGAAAGACGAAACAGUGUCGAUUUCAAAAUACUUGCGAGGGUUGUAUGGAAAUGGGAUAGCAAGCAAGAAGGAUGUGAUGAAAAGACUUAGGAGGAGACUGUACGAUAAUGAAAAAAUUGAAGAAAUUUAUAAAAAGUUAAAGGAAAUUCAUGGGAAUAGUGGAAUAUGCACAAAGCAAUGGAGAGAAGGAAGUUUUGCAUUUAAGUGUUAUAACUGUGAAGGAGAUCCUACAUGUGCUAUAUGUGCAAAAUGUUUUUUUGCAUCUAAUCAUAAAAAUCAUAUAUAUAGGUUGACACAUACAAGUGGUGGUUGUUGUGAUUGUGGUGAUACAUCAUGGAAUAUAAAAGGUUCUUGUUUUGACCAUAGAGGAAUGAAUGAAGAAUAUUUAGUUGACAAUUGUAUAUUAAAAAAUGAUAUAAAGAAUAGAAUGAAAGAAGAUUUGGAAACAUUAGUAGGAUCAUUAUUUAAAGAAAUAAUUUUAAAAGAUGGAUAUUUCUUAUCACUUGUAAAUGCACAAUAUGUAGAAUAUGCAUUUGAAUUUUUCAAAGAUCUUGGAAUAACUAGUUACUUAUUUAGACAAAUUAUAUGUGAUGUAUUCACAGGAGCUAAAAUUGAUUAUCUAAUUAAUUUACAUUAUUCCUUUUAUGUUGCUGUCCAGAAAGUAUUAUAUUCUUUAUAUCUAUCUCUCUUCGUGCAUCCAUAUUUUAAACAAAGAUUUGCAUUUAAAUUGGCAAAACAUUACAGUUUGGUUGUGCGUGUUGUUGAUGAUAAAUCUUAUAACGAUAAUAAUUUUUUAAACGGAUUAACAGUACAGGUUCUAACUGUUCCAGAAAUAGCAUAUACUUUAGUUAUAAAUAAUUUUCUGAAUGAUUUAAUAAAACUGAUUGAAGAUUUCUGUGUAUAUAAUCCAAUCACAAAAUGUGUUAUGCAUAAAAAUUUACUUCGUAGUGAUAUUGAAGUUAUUAUUCGAAUAUGUGUGGAUUUGAAAUAUUUACUUUAUCACAAUGAUGUUAUUAAAAUUGUCUUAUUUAAUAAAUAUGUUAUAAAAAAAAUACUUCAUCUUUUGUCUAUUUUACACAGAAUGAAUUCUCAAGUGCGUUACACAAAGACUCAUAUCAUUUAUGAAGAUUUAUCUAGUUCUUAUGCUAUUACUAUUGAAAAUUAUCUUCUUCGUGUUUUUGAACCACUAGCCAAUUUUUGUAAACGUGAAUCUAAUGCAAAUUUUAGAAAUUUAUUUCUCCUAUAUCAGCUCACUAUAGAAAGUAUAUGUGCUCUUGACUUAUUUCCAUUCACAAAUGAUUCCACAUCUAAUCAGGGAAUGACAAUACACAGAAAAAAGAGGGUUAAAAGUGAUCAAACAUAUUUCAGAGUAAAGAAAUGCAUCAUUUCAUCAUCUGAGCGUGUUUUACAUAGUACCUUUGUGACAGAUGACAGAAGGGACACUACAACAACUGAUACUCCAAUUGUGAAUAGAGACAAUAAUGUCCAAAAUAUCAACUCAACACAUCCAUCAUCACAGUUCUUUUCACAAAACAUGUCUCAUAUGAUUACUCGCAAUGCAAGAGUAGGAAACGAUCGAACAACCACCACAUUGAAGGAAGAAAAAAUAAGGAGACGGUUCAAACAUUUCAGAUCUCUGCAUUCUCCUCUCAUCCGUUUUUUUGUAAUGAUUUUAAAUUUUGAUAUUGUAAAGAAGUGUGUGGAUGAUUUGUAUUGGUAUAAGUACAUCUACUUGAAGAAUGCAGCAAAGAGGAGGGUUCGUCCGGGGGAGCAUGGUCCUAACGUCGAGUCGAACAGGGGCCACAAGGCACAGUUUGACAUGAGCCACAAGGCACAGUUUGACAUGAGCCAUAAGGCACAGUUUGACAUGAGCCACAAGGCACAGUUUGAGAUCCACCAUAACGUGGAACGAAAGGUCUGCUCGUGGAGCAAUGAAUGCAUCGUUCGUGAAUUUUUAGCAGAUUUCUACACAAUGGAAAGUGUGUCAACCGAAACUUUGAAAAAGCGGGUGGAGUUGCAAGAAAGGUAUGAAAAGGAUGGAAAUAAAAUAAAAACAAAACUGUUUCAUUACAAGCCAUUUUUAAAUAAUGUAGAGGAGGUAGAGAAUAGCAAAACGAAGGAAUAUUUAAAAGAGCUAAAAUAUUUAGAAGAACAAUAUUUCAAAUGGGUGAUUAAGACAGCAAAUGCAACGGAUAAAGAAGAAAAAGAAGAAGGCAGUAAAAUUAUGUAUCGAAAAAGUAUACAAGAAAAAAAGAUAAAAGGAAAAUGUAAAAAUGAUCUUAUAGAAAAAAAAAUAAAUAAUAAAAAUAUCGAAUUUAAUGAAUUUCUAGAAAUAAAAUAUGAUGAAGAUAGGAAAGACAUAUAUCUACACCCUCUGUAUAUAGCUUUAUACAUGCGAGAUGUAUUAGAAUUCUUAAACCUCUUCCAUUUGAAGCUUUUAAAAUAUAUUCUUUUUGUAAAUAUUCAUGUCUUAACCUUUAUUUAUGAAAUAAAAUAUGGUUAUUGGGUUAGAAAUGGGCCACAAAUGACAUUUCAAGUAAAUGAGUAUGAAAGCUCCUUUUUUUUUCAAAAUGAUUUAAUAGGUACUCAAUUUGCAAUCAUAAUGAUGAAUAUACUUCCCAUGUAUGAAAAUCAGAGAAUCAAAAUAGAUGAACAGAUUUUAAACAUAUUAAAAAAUACCUUUAAUGAUACUAUUACUGCUUUUCAUGAAAAUAUGGACAGAACAAACUCACCAGCAGAUGACGAACUCAUCCCUUCUUGUGAUAAUACAAACCACGUCGCAAAUAUGUUAGACACUCAUAUGGACGUGACGAAUUCUGAUUCUUACAAUUUCUCUAAUGUCAGAGGGAAGACGAAACACUCCCCUGUACUUUUUAGCAGGUCAUUCAGAUAUGGCCAAAUUGCAUUCAUACAGCAAGGGGGUGCACCAAGUGGAGGUGCCUGUAAUGGAGAUAAUCUGGGCGAUGCAGAAGAUGGACGAGAUGGAGAAGAUCAUAUCGACAAGUAUGAUGAUACGGUUGAGAAGAUUCCCCACGAUUGCGACGAUUGCGACGAUUGCGACGAUUGCCAUGAUUGCGAUGAUUGCCAUGAUUGCGAUGAUUGCCAUGAUGCCUGUGUAAUUUACUCGAAUUUCCUUCAAAGGGAGGAGAAGAAGCUAAUUUAUGACAGGAAGAUGAAGGAGGAAGAUCGAAAGGACAAGUACAAAGAGUUGGAAAAGUCAAAUGAAAACGAAAGUGAUUUGUAUUCUUACAAGAGAGAGAGCGAUUUCACAAUGAUAGCGAAUGAAAAGAGCAAAAUAGAUUUUUGCACAAUAUAUAACUUUCUGAGUAGCUAUUUGAUUCGUUAUGUAUGCCAAAGUGGAACAUCGAGUCAGAGGAACGGUCACGAGAUAAGUGCGAACGUUGAGAAGUUAGGAUCGGAUGAAAGAGGUGUGGAAUGUAAGUCAUGCAUGCAGAAAGAGGAGAAGGAGAAGGAGGAGAAGGAGGAGGAGAAGGAGAAGAAGGAGGAGGAGAAGGAGAAGAAGGAGGAGAGGAAAGAAGAACACCCUCUGAAGACCAAAAAAAAACUUGAAUGGAAUGAUUACAUCAAACGGUUCAUGAAAAAAGAAAUUCGAAAUCCAUUCAUUAUUUUGUAUCAAUUAAUAUUUAAAAAUUUUCGAAUGAAUUUAGAUUUAAAAAAUGAACAUGACAUGUUUAUGGAAAUACAAACACAUCAUCUAAAAAUAGUUUAUAGAAUAUUUCAUGAUAUAUAUACUGGUAUAUUAAAUAUAGAUUCGAGAAAAAUAAAUCAUGUUUUUUAUUUUCAAUCUUUUUAUGAUUUACUGAUUAGAAUAUUCAAUGAAUUAUACUAUUUUGAACUUAGCAACAUUCCAAGAAAAACUUCCUAUUUGAAAUAUGAAAAAAGAGGAAAAUAUUAUGUAAAAAAAAUUAUGAUACAACUACUGGCUUCGAAAGAUUUUCAAUAUUUUCAAUUGGAAGACGAAUUCCCGAAACAGCUUAGACAUCAUCCAUCUUUUUAUGAUCUCACAAGGAAGUAUGGAUACACAACUCACAUGUCUAGAAGCAAUGUCAACUUAAUCAAGUUAAACAAAAAUUCAUGGUUCCUUUAUGAUGCCUUUUGGCCGAUUGCUAAUCAUAAGGAUUUCCAGACAGCCAAUGAAAAGUGCAUAAAAGAGGAAAAAUCUUCCUACAUUGGUUGUUCAAGGGAUCAAGACAGAGAGUACAUGAAUGCUUCAUUUGUCAAAGUUCAGAAUCUUCUCUUUUAUGUCUUCAAGAAUAGUUGCCUUGUCCCCAUGCUCAUGACAGUGCUUCUGGUUAAUGAGGAUUUCCAAAGGAGGCUGCAGGAGAAGAGGACGGGAAAAGCUGGAGAAGUGGGAGAAGCUGGAGAAGUGGGAGAAGCUGGAGAAGUGGGAGAAACUGGAGAAGUGGGAGAAGCUGGAGAAGUGGGAGAAGCUGGAGAAGUGGGAGAAGCUGGAGAAGUGGGAGAAACUGGAGAAGUGGGAGAAACUGGAGACGUGGGAGAAGCUGGAGAAGUGGGAGAAACUGGAGAAAUGGGAGAAACUGGAGAAGUGGGAGAAGCUGGAGAAACUGAAGCGGUGACUUCUCAGAGGAGGGGUGACCAACGUGCCAUCGACACGCAGGCUGCACAAAACAUCGAACCGAUAGCUGAUGCAAACGAGGGUGAGAGUGGAAAUAACAGCCCCAAUCACGAAGAAAAUGAAGAAUAUCCUUCUGAUACCAUAGUACUGAAUGAUGUUGAUUUAUACAAUUUUUUGAGCCAAGGAGACAGUAACACGAAUGAUAUAGAAGAGAUGGGUAACAGAGAAGAUGCAGAAGAACAUAUUGCAACAUCAGGCGAUAGAAAUGAAAUGGAUUAUGAUGAAAACAUGAAUCGAACUAAUGACAACAAUGCUAUGGCUAGUGGCAAUGGUGUUUCUACAAACAGACUGAACAAUGGGCAUUCUAACGGUGCAGAAAAUUCAAGUAUAAGGGAAAGAAACAAUAAUAACACAUAUAUAAUUGUUGAUGAUAAUGGAGAGAAUGAAACCUUAUUUGCUGAGAUAUUAAUAAGCAGAAAUCUUCACAAUUCGAUAAAUAUGGAAAUUGUAAAUGUUAGUGAUAGGAAUACAGGAGAGGGGGGUGAGACAGAGAACCAAAACUAUAGACAGAUAAAUACAGAAGGACUUUCUGAAAUUAUUACAGACAUUAUUAAUGAGAAUAACAUAAUUAAUGAUGUAAUCGUUGAAUCUAUUUUAGCCAACACUUCAGGUAUAAGUUAUAUAAACGACUUAAGAAACCGAAGUACGAGAAAUGUUGAAGAUAAUAUUUCUUUAGAUGAAUAUUCAUCUAGCGAAGAAUUUAAUAUAAUGCAUUCUGAACAGCCAAACUCAUUACGAAUAAAUUUAUUGGGAAGAAGAGACGGUUUUAAUGAUUCCAAUGUGUUGUCAAAUGUUAAUGAAUUUCCAUCAAAUCCAAAUAAUAGCAACUUGGGAAGUACUAUAGAUAUUCUAAUUAAAAUUAUAAAACUUUUAAGCAUUACUCUAGAUGCUGUUCAUCCUUUUAAAUAUUUAAACAGUUUCUACUAUUCCAAUUCUAUGUCAUUAUGUUGUGACCUAGACCUAGAGCAAGAUGAAAUUGAUAGCUGUUCGACAUCUUCAUUAGGGGACGUGGAUUUCCUUUGGAAUUACCACCAAUCGGAGGAGGAUGAGAAGCAGAUUCAGGAGCUUCACAUGGUGAAUUCACUUGAAUUGAGACAAUCGUACCAAUACAAGUGUGAACAUGUUGAGAAAUGCACGCAUGAGGCAUUUCCACAGAAUAAUACUUCAGAAUCAUGUGACAAAUCUGUGUAUGCAAAUCAGAUGAACUAUUACAACAUGGAGAAGAAAGAUGGACAUUGUAUCGAAUCGAAGAGCGCUCAUGAAAAUUGCAAGGGGGAGAAGGAUUCAAAAGAUGCUGCAGUAGAUGUAUUAAUACCUGAAUCCAUCAUAAAUACAAAAGUGAAUAGAGGAGCCAAUGCAAAAAACAAUGAGAAGACACCAAUUUUCGAUGAGAUUCAUGUGUUAAGUAAAGAAAUAAAAAAUAAACGUUACAAAGUCGAAAGUACUGCACCAAAUGGAGAAAAAAAGAGCAACUUAACCGAUGAAAUAGGAUUGAAGGAUAGGAAAAAAGAAAAGGAAGAAAAAAAAAUCUACGCAUUAAAUAAAGUGGCUGUGCAUAACUUAAUAAGAAGUAUUAGUAGUAUAAAUGGAAAUGAAGACAAAUGUUUUCAAAAGGUAAAGAAUACCAUUAUCACUAGAUUGAAUGAAAUUGUAGCAGAAAAUUACGAUUGCAAAAAUGUAAAUAACAGUAAUGAAUUUAUAGAGAUAGCGAAAAGGAAACAACAAGACUUGCUGCAAAGCAUGAAAGAUCAACAACUGAAAUUUAGCCAAUUCUUAAAUGAGGAAUUGUUAUCAGAUGAUGAUAACGAUGGUGCUAACUUCGAUGACGAUAAUUUUAUUGACACGGGUACAAAAGAUAAGGGGAAUAUAAAUGUUGAAUCAAAUGGAGUGGAUCCUAAUGGAGAGUCCAAUCUGGAGACAACAACUCAGCAUCUGAACAUUAAGCAAAGAGAAGGAGAAAAAAAUGCAAGAAGAGGAAAAAUCGAUGAUGCAGAUGAUUCUUCUAUUUGUGAAUAUGAAAAAUCAAAAGAAAAGAAUUGUAUAUGUGUUUUGUGUAAAGAGGGAAUGUCACGAAAUAAUUUAUUAGCUUACAUCUGUUUUGCUUCACAUGCAAAUCUUUUAAAAAAAAUCAUAAAAAAGAACAAAUUUUCAUUCCCGUGUAAACAUCCAGCUAUAUAUACAUGUGGCCAUUUCAUUCAUAUGAAAUGUUUGCACAAUACAAAAAUUUUAAUGUGUAGGAAUGCUCAAUCACAGCUAGCUAAUCCUACAAAGUAUGAAUUUACUUGUCCCUUGUGCCGUUCGAUAGCAAACUGUUUCAUUGUGUAUAUUCCAAAAAGGUAUGUAUCACAAAAUGACACUUAUCGAAUUUAUAAUUGUAAUGAACGGGAGUUACUUUUAGACAAUGCGAAUAGAAACCUUGUGGAUAUGCUGAAAAGAACUAUCAGGAGGGAUAUUUCUACUGAUGUAAAAAUGGAAGGGAAUCAAGACGAUGGAAGAAAAGGAGAAAAUGUAGUUUCUUAUAUGAAGUUACACUACCAUGGAGGUGGUGGUGACACUAAGAAUCUAGAUUCUGCUUUACAGAUGCAUCAUAAUGGAAAUGCAAAUUUGAGAAAGUCGAAUGAUGCUUGUUUAAGUAAUACACAAAUUGAUACAUGUAUGAACAUACCAGAGAAUGAACAAAUUGAUGAUUAUUCGGAACCAUCGAUAUAUCAAUCACAAAGUGAAUCAUCAACAUCAUUGCCUGAGAACUCCCUUGAUAGUGACAUACCUGAAGAGUUCCACUUUAAAUAUAUUCGAAAAAAUAAAAAGAAAAAUGGAAAAAAAAAUACAAAAUAUUUUAAUGACGAAAAGAGAAGUUUUGUUAUGAACAGUUCUAGUAAUAAUGUAACAUAUAAUCUCUAUGAUGAAAACAAAAUGGAUAAUUUAUUUAAUGUUCGAUUUAGUAAGUUGAUGUGUAAACAGGUUCUAAAUGAACUCAUGUCAUAUCAAAAUUAUGAACUCAAUAAAAAAAUUAUUUUAAGAGAAAUUUAUCUCAAUGAUGACAAUUUAUAUAACAAAUUGUACAAGAGGCAAUAUGAGCAACAGUAUGAUGAUGAUGACGUGCAGUGGAAGUUCAACAGAGAUAGAAAUGAUGCACAUUCAAAACGCUUAAUUACUCCAAAUACUAGGAUAAGUAAUGAACUAUACCUUCACAAAAAUACAAUAAAUUAUGGAAUCAAAGAAUUCACAUUUUCUUACAAAAACUCCAACUUUUUCUAUAAAUACCAAAAUGGUUUUUUAGGAUAUUAUGUAAGCAUCCCAUUAAAAUAUAUUAAGCAUAUUGAAUUCUUCAUGGUACGAGAUAACGACAUGGUAUUGUCUUCCCCAGAUGAAUGCAAACAAUUUUAUUUCACAUCUUUGAUAGAAAAAAAAACGGAAGAACAGCAUUUGGUAGAGGACAUUCUUGAAAAAACAAAUGUCCAGGAACAAUCGUCUACUUCUAAGGAAAAUGUGAAUGUUAUUUUAAAUUAUCAAAUCAGUAAUACCCUUUUGGAGUUUAUAAAAAAUAAUUUAAAUAACGAAGGUGCAAACAUUGAGGAAUCUAUUAGAAAGUACAAAAUUUUUUCUCGUAAUGAUAGCGACACUUCCAAAGAAUCUGUAAAAUGUCUAGAUGAUAAUUUGAAUGCAGAAUUGGAUAUCAUAUAUAGAGGUAGUUAUCAAAUUGAGAAGAGGCCAAAAAUAAGUCCCGAAAUUGCUGUGAAGUAUAAUAAUGACAAGUCUGACCAGAGUGUAUUACCAGAAUGUGCAAAAAAUGUUAGUGCACAUUAUAAUACGUUGGAAAUGUCCGGGGACAAGUUAGAUGCAACAAGAAAAUGUUCUACGAAUGAUGAAGAACAUGAUAGAAAAGGAGACACAGUGAACGACACAAUGAACGACACAAUGAGAGAAGGAACGGUUGAUAUGAGGAAUGAGGGCUUGUCGAACCGUUUGAGUAGCUGUUUUCCUGUGAAAGAAAAGACGAAGGAGAAAUGUUUAAAAAGGAGAGGAGGAAGAAGAAUAAGCAGACGAACACGAAGGAGAGAAAUAGAUAACGACAUGCACAAUGAUAACAGUGUAGGAGGGAGCAUGGAGAGAUGCAGUUCUUCCUACAUGGAUAGUGAUGCUGAUAAAGAAAAUGACGAUGAAAAUGGAGAUGAAAAUAGCGAUGAUUGCAUUUCCCACAGCCCCAGUGAAGUGAAGUUUGAAUAUAGAUGUAGUGCAAAACAUUUUAAGAGACAUAACACUUAUAGGAGACACCUUAAUGUAGGUAGAAACUUAGACGGAAUCAUAAGCACGAACAAGCGAUACUAUGAAAUAUACAAGAAUGCUUUACAUAAUAAAAAUUUCGAACCUGUAUUUGACAUGAAGGCUUUGAGAAUGUCUAUCAUUCAGUUAGAGCUAAUGACAGAGACAUCUUGGAGAAUUUUUCAUCAGAACAAUGCAACGUUUUCAACACUAUUGAAUCAUUCUCAGCAUUAUAAGAAGUUGAUAGAUUUUGAGUAUAUCCACAAGAAUCAGGAUCAUUAUGAAGACAUCGACAUGGAAGAAAUAGGAGUGAAGGAUGUAAUGAGUAUGUAUGAAACAGUUGAAUUAUAUCCAGAUUUUCUUUUGGAUUGGAAGUGCAUCGAAUUUGUUAAUAGAAAGGAGAUUCAUCGGUUGAGGAGAGAGGAUUUGUUUUUUGUAAACAGAGGGUACUACGCUAGAUGCAAAAGGGAACACAUGGAAAGGAGGGAAGAAGAGAAACAGGAACGUCGCAAGGGAAAAUCUAGGGGUACAACAAGUGAGUUAGUGAUGGAAGCUUCGCACAAUGUAUCCAACAGAGCAUCGAACCUGAGAGUGGACGAAGUACCUAACCGCAUUGUGAGUGGUGUAACGAACCCCAUUGAGAGUGGUAUAACGAACCCCAUUGUGAGUGGUAUAACGAACCCUAUUGUGAGUGAUAUAACGAACGGUUUGGCUAGCUGCAUGACGAACGAUCUGCAUGGUGACAAAGCAGAACUUCAACCCAUGGAAGAUGUGAAAAUAAGAAAAAAAAAAAAAAAAAGAAAAAAAGAAAGAAAAAGCGAUAUUUUAAAUAUUAAAUUUUGGAGGAAUAUAAACACAGCUGUAGAAAUGCACAAAAUGCACUGGAUAUUAUACAACGAAAUAUUGGUACACAUUUUUUAUAAGAAUAUCAACUAUGUUUCAUGUAACAACCUUAUAGAAGUACUAGUUCGUAACCUGUUUCUACAUCAUCAUGAAUUAAACAUUGUUAAGGAAAGGAAAAUAGCGAAUUUGUUCAGUUUACAGUUGUGGAAAAAUAUAUAUAAUAUUUCAUUCGAUUAUGUAUAUCCUUAUAGAUUCACGGACAAAAAUUUUAAAAAAUUUUUUAAUAAGAUAAAAAAUGUUCAUUUUUUGAAUAAGAUAUCUUUUUUACCUCUAUCAAUUGAUGUUUUAAGAUUAUUUAUGCAUUUCUUCCUAAAUCAGUUGCUUCUUACCCCUGCCUCUAUUCAGCACUUUAUCUGCAUUUCGCUUGUCAUUAUUGGUUUCCAGGUUAUGAAUGAAAUAUUUAUACGAGAAAUUUCUAAAUCGUAUGUACGAUUUAUUUUUUCUUCAUUUUCACCUGAACAAGUCAGGAAAAAUUUUAACAAUAUUUGUAACUAUAUUUAUGUAAACCUGGAGAAUGAAAAUUUUCCUAUGAAAACAGAAGAUACAAAAUGUGAAGGCAAUAUUCCAUUGCAUUGCGAAUAUGAAAAAAAAGCUGCCAAAUAUGAACCCACUUAUAUGAAGCAGAAUGACAGUGAAAGCAAUUCUAAAAAAUUCCAAGACGAUGGAAAGAUAUUAUAUGAAAAAUUUCACACGUUCAUAUUUGACAACUUUGUUAGAACAUGCAUCGCAGACACACAUGAACAAAAGGAUCUCGUAACAGAAAUAAUUGAAAACGGACGCUAUAUCUGCAUAAGUGAAAACAUGAAGGGAAAUUCUGUGCCAUCUAGAAUAUAUGAUGAUUCAAUUUUCGAUGAAGAAUUUGAAAAUGGUUUAAGAGGAAAAGAGAAAUUAGGUCACCAGAGAGAGCAAAAUCAAGAGAAGAAAAAUAGAAAUUGUGGAAUUGCCUCUAACAGUGGUGCAUCUUCCUGGGGUGGAAAAUUGAAGAACGGAAGGGAGAAACAGAUAAGCGAACUGGAUCCCAUCAAAUUGUUCAGGAAUGUGAAAGAAUUGUCAUACCAGUUCAACGAAAAUGAAAUAAAAUUACUACAAAAUUUUAUCGAACAGAAUAAUCUUCUUUUUGAAAACACCAUGGAAGAAAGGGAGAAUGUAACUGGGAGAGAAAGAAUUGACAGAACAUGGCCAAAAAACCAAUAUAGUGAUAAAUGUAGAAACCCAGAAGUGAUAAUUAAGAUAAAAAAACUUUAUACCAUACAGGAAACGAUGAAGAAAUUAGUAGAAAUAAACAAGUUUAAAAAUGAGACAAAAAAAAUGAUGCUACUACUGUGCGAAGUGAAUGAUGAAUACAUGAAGUAUGUUUACUACAAUGGGUGCAUACCGUUAAACAUAUUCCUAAGUACAAACUUUAUGAAAUAUGAAAAUUUUUUCAAUAAUCAUUAUUCAUAUUUGUACAACAAAAAGAAGAACUCAAAGUGGGGAAACUUUCACGUGUUGUAUUUUGACAAGUUUUGGGAAGUUCAUCAGGUAAAAAAGAAUUUGAUGAAAAGCAAAAAUGUGAUGAAGAGAGAGUACAAAUAUAUAUCCAGCAGUAGUGGUUUUGGAAGUGGCAGAAGUGGAGGAGAUACGGAUGUUUUUCCCGAAAGAGAUGAAAUACUGGUGACCCGAGCCUCUGCCAUUUCAAGUGAAAUGGAGAAAAGCUGUGCAGACAUGUACAAUAGACAACCCUCGUGUAUUAACAGUUGUAGUUACAAACGAGGUGACAUUAUUGAAGAAGAGGAGAUUCUCCCGAAAUUUUCAGAAAGUGAAGACCGUAACGUAGAUGAUGAAAACACAUCAGAUAGAAAUAUGAAUGUUGAGUUGAAGAACAACACGAUGAUGAGUGAAGAAAUGGCCCAAAAAAGUGCGAAAGAAAAUAUUGAUUAUAAAUGUGUGCACGAUGUAGACCGGAUGGCAGUGAUGCAAGAAGGAGCCAAAUGUAGUGACGCAAGUGAAACAGGGAAAUUACCGAACGAGCUGAAUCUAUUCAAGUACAAGUUGUAUAACAUAUCUAGUGAAGAAAUUAGCGAUGUAUAUCUAACGAACGAACCCCAGGAGAGUUAUAUAUCAUCAUCAAUGAGCUCUGAAAAUUUGGAAUUCAAACAUGUAGAUGUGGUUAAUCAACUUAAAUGCAAAUUCGAAGAAAUUCCAUACGUAAAUCAUUUAUUUUAUAUGUACAAUGUUUAUCAGAAUAUUUUUAAAUUGAAGGAAAUUAAACACAUACAUAAUGUUAGGGAGAAAGAGGUAGAAAUUUUUAAUGACAAGUUUCUGUUAUCACUCGUCGGUGAUGAUAUUGCAGAUGGCAUUCAAGCAGAAGUGAACUUUUCAGAUGUAAGUUUCGACAGCAAUGAGUCUAUUAGAUUUUCUGAGAAGGAAAACCACAAGGGUAAAUUCCACCCUAAGAACUGCCAAGGUGAAAAUUGCCAAAAUGAAAAGGAAGAAAAGUGUGAUGAAGGAGAAGACGAAGACGAAGACGAAGGAAAAGACAAAGACAUUAUGGCAUCGUCACUCGGAAUCUUGAGUGAAAUCCUAGAUGUAGGUGAACUGAUCAAAGACAUGAAAAAAAAUAAAAAGAGAAAAAGGAAGAACAAGAGGAAUAAAUACGCCGAUGAGUUAUUCAUCAGUUUUUUCAAUAAAGUGAUGAAAAUAGAAAAGAAAAAAAAAGGUUCAGAUGGAGGAGGAGGAGGAGACAUCCAAAAAAAGAGGUUUCCAGGGAGAAAAAUAACAAGGGAUGAUGCUUCUUCUCUUAUACUAAAUGAUUCAAAAAAUAGUGAUCAUAGUAAAUCCGACAUGCAAAUAGACAAGAAGAUCGAAUUAGAUAAGACAAAUACUCGCAGCAUCAGCAGCAUAGGUAGUAGUAUUCCAAUCACAGACAUGUUUGUAGAUCCUCAUGACAUGAAAAAUGAAAAUAUCUCGAAUUGCAUAGAGAAGGGGUAUGGGGAUGAUUCGUCUAACGGUAAGAAUGAAAAUGGUACAUGGAAGAGUGGAAAAAGAGCUUCUCAAAGGAAUGGAAAUUUCAACAAUGGUGGUUGUAGUGGUGGUAGUAGUGCCGGUAGUAGUGCCAGUAGUAGUAGCAGCAGUUGUAAUGGAAGAAAUGGCAGCACACGGUACAGUGCAAAUGGACACUCAGAAUUUAGUGAUUCCUCAUUUAAUAGCCAAGAUAGUCUCAAUUUUGAUGCACUUAAUGACGAUAAUGAUUCAGUUAGUGAUGUAGAAAAUACUUUAGUUAGAAGAAGAAUACAUGAAAAAAAUAAUUCAUCGGAUUCGUUUGUAGAUUUUAUUACAAGAAAUAAAAAUAUGAAUAUAAAAAACAAACAUAAAAAUGGAAAAAUGGAUUUUUUAAAAUUCAAAGAUAUAAAUAAAAUUCAAAGAUAUCAUAUGUUAUUAAAGACAAAUUCGAUAAAUAAAACCUUUUUCUAUAACUUAAGAAAAAUAUAUAAUUAUGUAUACAAUCUGUACGACUUCAUACCCUUAUAUUUUAUUCAGAAUAUUUUAUUACACUAUCAUACAAGUUAUAAAAAUAUCAACAAUUUUUAUUAUUUUGACGAGGGAACACAUAAUUAUGAGAAUCAUAUUUCUCACAACAAAGAUGGUGAAUAUGAAUAUACCAAAUAUUCUAAAUCCUUUUUUGAAACAAAAAAAUGGAAAAAGAAGUAUGAUAUGUACAAGAAAAAGAUUAACGAUUGUUUUUUGUAUGAGGAGAAAGAAAUUAAUAAGGAUGAAAAUCGAAGGAGGACCACCCCAUGUGGUAGUUAUAUAGUUGCAGGAAAGGGUCUAUUCGAAGACGAAGCGCGUAAUCAUUGCAGUGAAACUGCUCCAAAUGUUGGGCCAGAAGAAAAUCAGGGAAUCGAGAGAAUGUUUGAUAAUGUGGCGAAGGUGGUGAACCCAAGAAGAACAGAAAUGUGCAAUGAUCCCUUGGAAUCACUUUCCCCCGACACUGAAGCAGUAGAAGAGACUAUCCGUGGGGACACUUCACAUCCCAGUGCUAGUGAACAGAACCCAAAUGGAACAAGGUAUGUAGUUAAUAAGAAAAUAAAAACACAGCAUAACAGCAGUUGUAAUUCGGGAUCCUAUGCCAGUUGCUUCAGUACAGAAAGAUGUAAGUGGAAUGGUCAAGUAGGAAAGCCUCAUGAAUCUUCAAUGGGGGAAAACUUACAUAGUAAUACAAAUGGAAUGUAUGGUAUGGAGGAUGGUUUGAAAUUUGCUUGGAAGAAACACAAGAAAAAUCAAAAGGAUAGCCCAAAUGACAUGCCAAAUUGUGGAGAAGAAGAAAAAAGAAGGGGUGGUACAGACAAUAAAAAUUUCCAACAGUUUUACAAGAAUAAGGAAAAUAUUUUGAGUAUGAAAAAAAUAUUUCUAAUAUUUUAUCAUUUUCUGAAGAAAAACAGUUUCGUGGAUAAGAAAAAUUCCUGUAAUAAAUUAUAUAUGAAAUUCUUAAAGAAUUAUAUAAAAUCAUCAAAUGUGUAUUUGCAAUUUGUAUGCUAUAUAAUAUUCUCUAUUUAUGAUUACAAUGCGUUGGUAAAGAAAUAUCUAGAUUACAUACAUCUUUACAGUGAUAUAAGCAAAUAUAACAUAUUUCUGCACAUAUUGAACAUAGAUUUCGAGUUUGAUAAAAUAUACACAUACAAGACGUUACAGCUAAUUUUCCAUCCCUAUUUUUACCAGAUGUAUCAGAUUUUGAAAUACCUAAAAAUAGAUGUAGAACCUGUUUUAUUACACAAUUUUUAUGAAAAUUUGGAAAAUUUUAUUUCCUCUAAUUCGUUAUUCCAACCAAGUAAAAAUUACUUCACUCUGAUAAAAAAAAACUUUAAAAAGAAAUGUGUCAACUGUAGCAAAUCACCUAUGAUCAUUCUUAUAUGUCUCUACUGUGGUUCAACAAUCUGUCUUCAAGAAAACGACAACAUGAGAGUUCCCCUAUCUCAAUCCAUUGGAAAAUGUGGUUAUCACACUACUGUCUGCGGUGGAGACCAGGCCCUCUACCUUUGUUUGAACAUAUCAUCGGUUCUCUUUGCAAGCGAACACAGAUUCGGUCUUGUUAAUGGCCCAUAUGUAGACAAGAAUGGAGAUGUGGAUCCUCGCUUGAAACGGGGGAAGAAUCUUUAUUUGUCAACCCAUAAGAUGAAUAGGAUAUUUGAUAUUAUUGUCAAUUCGGCUGUUGACGUUGAGAUAUAUAAGCAAACGCAGAAAUCGGAUUAG